Amoebophrya sp. A120 is the source of this 1904-nucleotide messenger RNA. The record is from the annotation of a GenBank genome assembly. NCBI's taxonomy places the organism in Eukaryota, Dinophyceae, Syndiniales, Amoebophryaceae.
CAAGCGGACGACGAAUUCCGGCUGGAAAACGGCGUGCACGCGUGGCGCUUUGGCACGCUCUUCGAUCUGGGUUUGCCGAAGGCGAGCGAUUAUGUUGAAAUGUCAGCGAAUGAGGUGGGAGUUGAUGCCGAACAAGCAUAUGAGAGAUGGCAAAGGUUGAAAAAUCGGCUGCGCCACCCAGUCCAACAGGCGAAUGACAGCGAGGCUUAUUUUUUUGGUUAUCCCACGGGGCUGGUAACUCUUCCAGACGUGUUUUUGGCCGCGCGGGCGACGAAGGAGCGGCAGCUUCUGAGGACUGCAAGUUUUUCAUCUGCCAUGAUUCCAGGAGGAUCUGCUUCAUCUGGAGUAGAUCAUCUCCAAUCCCCGGUGGCAAGUGGAAGCGGAGGUGCGACCACGUCCUACGACGGCACAACCGCUGCUUAUUUUGCAACUGGUGCAAUUACAAAUAACGAGGAUUUUUACAUCAUGUCGACGUCGGCCUCCGCAUGCGAUCCAGCCCUACAGGAAGUUGCAUCGUCCCGCUCGUCUCUGGUUCAAGAUAAAACCAUUGUCACGGAAGUGCUCGCUCUCACAACCUCCACGUCUCAUCGGCACCUGUAUCGAGAUGCAAGCGAAGAUAUUGAUCAACACGAGCUUGCUCCCGCCAUUGCCAGCACUGACCCGCAUUCCUACGAGGGAAUCUUUUACACGAAACUCUGCAACUGGCUGCAUCACUUACUCGUGACCGGGUGGAUAUUCGUUCCCGAUCCCGAGGAUGAAAAUAACCGGGCGGUCAAACAGUGGCAUCCGUUCCACCUCGCCGUUCAAGCGCUUUUCCAAACGGACGAGGAGACCCGGCGAUUUCAGGGCGGCGACCGACAGAUGCUGCGCGAACCGUGGUUGGAUGAUGAUGGGAACCUCGACGUGGGUAUCUACUUCCCGACUGCCUGCAAAAGGCUUUUGCAACAGAUGUGGGAAAAUUUGGAUCAAAUGGUGUACACGUUCAACUUUCCCAAGCUGGCGAAGAGCUUUUUAGUGGACGAGGACACAUAUCACGCUGUGCUUUUGAAGACGUCGGAAGCCGCUUCAACAUCUACUGAAGAUCAUGUCGUUGUUGCCAAGAAAAAUGUUGACUCUCUGUUGCGAAGGAGUAGAAAUAGAAAAUUAGGAUAUCAGCUGCACGGUGGUCAACAAGGCGUAGAAAAAAGCGAAAAACCCCCAGAAGCUGCAGAUGAAGCACGUACAAGAACUCUAGCACUAGCUGAGCAAGAAGUAACCGACGACGACGUCUGCCCUUUUGUCUUGUACGGCACCAGCAUGGGCGAAAUGGACCGCUUUAACGAAGAAUUGCAGGAGAGGAGCAGCAGCUGUGGCGCAGUAGCCGGCGCUUCCACUCCUCAUGUGGGACAAGCCAAGUAUGCUGCUGCAACAACGACUACCUCUACCGGCGGAGCGACAGGAAGCAGUGGAGCAGCUCCCACCGUGGACUUAAUAGAGCCGUUGCGGGAAGCUUACUUCCGCAACUCCGUUUCGACAUCGGGUGCAGCUCGGACUGCCGCAGAAAGCCCUGCUAGACGCCGGGGGUCCACUGCUCUAUUUGGGAGACAUUCCGUGAAGAAGAGCACCAAAUUUCCGAGACCAGUGCAGCGGCAGAGUACUAGCGAAGGGCACGGGGAGGAGGGUGCUGCAGGGGCGACUACUGCCUCUCCUGCUGCUGAUGAAUCGCAUAGUACCCGGGGGGUGGACGAAGUACAAUUAGGUGCUGCGGUGCAGCAGGAUAAAGAGCUGCGAGAUGAUGUUCUUGCUCAGGAACAAAAUCAGGAGGACCUAGCACCACGGAAGAGGUUGGAGAUUUCGUUCGACGAUGCUCAACACCGCGAGGCCUUUCGCGACAGAUUUCCUCGCUCGGAGAUUGCUGACCUGGG